UGUAAGAAUGGAAGGGAUAUAAAUUAAAUCCUAAGCACAAUCAUUGUGGUGUACCAGUUAAGCUGCUUGACAGCUACGCUCCAUAACUACCAUCCAGCUUUUUCCAAUAAACAAUAAUAUAUAUUAAAUAAAUAUAUAUAUUUUUUUUAUUUCAUCAAAACAAUGUCUACCUAAUUUGAAUAAAUUUUAUUAAAAAUUAAUUGUCGGGAUAUAACAAACAAUUAUCAGCAUCAGUGCACUUCACUCUCACAAACACCAUGGAUGGACCUUGCCUUCAUCAAUUCAUCGUGACACCUUUUAAGAAUAUCCAACGAUUACACCGAUUUAGAGAAAUAAAAUGGAUGAAUCCACGAGCGAAUGCAACGACUGCUUAUGUGCCAACGUACAUAGAACACUUAGCAAACAUAAUAACUCAUGGAAUAUGGAUAGUUCCAGCGUUACUGGGAGCCACGGAACUUAUUUCAAGAUCUACAAAUUGGACUCAAUUAACGUCAGCAUGGGUCUACGGUGUUGCAUUACUUUUACUUUUCGUCGUAUCCACUACCUUCCAUUGUGUCCAUUAUCGUAAUCACAAACAAUUAAAAGAUGUGCUACAUCGUUGUGAUCGUGCGAUGAUAUAUGUUUUUAUCGCAGCAACAUAUUUUCCAUGGUUAAUGGUUGAAGAUUUUCCAGAUAAUGAUAUUAUACCUACCAUGAGAUAUUUAGUAUGGAUAAUGGCUAUUUUUGGUAUUUUAUACCAACAAGUAUUUCAUGAAAAAUAUAAAAUGUUAGAAACUAUUUUUUAUCUAGUCAUGGGUGUGGGACCAAGUAUUGCUGUUAUAACUGUUAACAAAUUUGACAACAUACGAGAAUUAAAGACUGGUGGAUUUAUCUACAUUGUUGGAAUUUUAUUUUUCAAAUCUGAUGGACGUAUACCUUGUGCCCAUGCUAUCUGGCAUGUAUUCGUAACAGUAGCUGCUGGAUUCCACUAUUACGCAAUACUAAAUCAUCUUUAUCCUCCAAUUUAUAAGGAUGAAGCCGUAGCAAUUGAUUUGAUAAAAUCCGCAGGAGAACUUUGAAAUGACUAUUUAAAUAUAAAUGUUAGCCAUAAAAUUAUUUCAUUUAUUAUGAUAUUAUUUUAUGAAACUUUUACAUGACAGUAGAAGUUUUUU
Molecule: messenger RNA, 1151 nt
Organism: Cotesia glomerata
Lineage: Eukaryota; Metazoa; Arthropoda; Insecta; Hymenoptera; Braconidae
Product: monocyte to macrophage differentiation factor 2
Exons: 5
Coding region: 258-1058 (266 amino acids)
Cellular component (GO): membrane
Molecular function (GO): pore-forming activity
Source: RefSeq, a predicted model, not a curated record